AUGUUGUCAUCACUGCACACUCUCGCUCUGGUGGUCCUGCUGCUGUCUGGGGUGCAGGCAUUUGUGCCAGUAGGGGUUAGCAGCAACACACAUGUGACCAUCACUGGCAAUGCUGUAAUGAAAAAGAUCUAUGAUGUGUGUGAGGCAGUGGCCGAAUCAGAGGGUAGAGAGUUCAAGCCAACGGGUUCAUCUGUAGAGGAGCUAUUGCGCGAAUGUUUAGGUACAGCCACUGGUGAAGUAUCUGGAGCCAAGUUCCAUGAAGCCCUGAAUCAAAUUUACAUGCAGAAUGGUCUAGUGGACCGUGACUUCAUGACCAGCAGUCCACAUCAUUUCAGUGAUGAGGCUUUCAAUGAGGGACAUGCUCUGAUCAGCCAAGGUACUGCUGCCAUCAAAGCCAAUAUCCGCAAAGACAGUUUGCAAGCUGCUCGAGAAACACUGGGCCGAGUCCUACACACUCUCCAGGAUUUUUACAGCCAUAGUAAUUGGGUUGAGCUUGGUAACAAGAGGACAUAUGUCAACCUAAUAAGACCAGACCUCACCAUCCAUAAUAUAGCAGACGUGAACACUUCAACUUGCAGUGACUGUGCCACUGGUACUUGUUCAAAUCCCUUGUUGCCAUCCAUUUUGAAUGAGAAGAAACUCACGUCGGGAUACAUGGGCCUGGCUUCCUCUUACAAACCUAAAGGUAAAUGUAGUCAUGGUGGAGAUGCCGACCUUAGUAGUACUCAGAAUCCUCGGGGCGGCAUCAGCAAAGAUGAGCGUCAUCCCCAUAAUGUGGACUUCCAUAACACUGCAGUUUCCCUGGCAACAGAAGCCUCUCUCGAGCUGUUGGAGGAUAUACGUGGAGCAUCUGGCAAUAAUGCCUACCUGCGGCUAAUGGGCAUUGCUCGCUCUGCUGUUCUCUGCUUUGUGAUUGACACAACAGGCAGUAUGGCUGAUGACAUCACUGAAGCUAAGAGAGUUGCAUACAACAUCAUCGACAGUAAGAAAGGGACUCAGGAUGAACCUUCAGAAUACAUUUUGGUUCCAUUCAACGAUCCAAAGUUUGGACCCCUUACAAAGACAACAGACCCUGAUGUGAUGAAGAGAGAAAUCUCAAAGCUCACUGCCACUGGGGGUGGGGAUGAACCAGAGAUGUGUCUGUCAGGACUGCAGCUGGCUCUGACAGGAGCUCCUGCCUCCUCUCACAUCUACGUUUUUACUGACGCGCCAGCUAAAGACAUGAACUUAGAAAAAACCAUCAUAGCCCUCAUUCACAGCACCAAAUCUACAGUAUCCUUCUUCAUAACAUCAAAGACAACAUCAGUAAGAACUGUAAGGAUGGAGGGGCGCACAAAGUUCCAGCUAUAUUAUGACUUUGCUUUAGCCUCUGGAGGUCAAGCUAUAGAGGUCAGCAAGGCUAACCUGCCCAAUGCUACUGACAUCAUCGUUGACUCCUCCACAUCUGCUCUGGUGACAAUCCUACAACAAGCCAAGAACCCAGGUCGUGUGGAGAGUUUCCCCUUCCUGAUAGAUGCAUCAUUGUCCAAUGUCACUGCCUACAUCACUGGAAAUAAUCUCAUAUUCACUUUACAUAGUCCAUCAGGUGUGACUCAGACUCACACUGUGGAUAAGGGACCUCUGGCUUUGAUUCAGACUGUGGGGAAUCUACGACACAUUCUCUUCAGCUCUCACAUGGAGACUGGAUUGUGGCACAUCAGCAUGGAGUCCACAGCGGCAUACACCAUCAAAGUUACUGGUCAGAGUCCAGUUACGUUUAUCUACAGUUUUGUGGAGGAAUUCAAAGGUCCACACCCAGGAUUUGCUACUAUUGAUGGUCGCCCACAGACAGGCUUACCCACUAAGCUGUUGCUGACUGUAACAGGGCAGAAAGGUGUGGAAGCCCUAAAGAUUCAAGAGGUUGCUCUAGUAGAGGUCUCUGGAGCUCGUGCAUCGAAUGGAACCAUAGAGGAAGUGGGUGGUGGGGACUUCUUAGUUACUGUGAGUAAUGUUCCAGAAAGGGAAUUUGUAGUUAUGGUGAAAGGAGAAGAAAAGACCACUGCAAGCCACUUCCAAAGGCAGAGCACCACACAGAUGUCCCUGUCUACAGUCACUGUCAAGGCUACAGUGAACAGCACCAUGUUGCCUGGAAAAGAAUUUAAACUAAAAUUCACAAUAACCACCAAUGGAACAAGUGGCACAUACAGUGUCAUUGCCACGAAUGACAGAAACAUCCCUAUGAGAUUUGAUUCAACGCUCAACCUGGUGAGUGGGGGCAGUGCUGAAGGUACAGUGAUAUUCAAUCCACCAGCAAACAUCCAAUCAGGCACUGAUGUUACUUUGACCAUUGGAGUUGAAGGACCAGGACCUACCGAUACCAACUUUGCUGUGGUUCCCCUAUCAGUGCUCAACAAGGUGACUGACUUUACUCCUCCAAAGUGUGUGAUUGUUGGUGUAAGUACUAUUUGCCCAACUGACUGUACCGAGUCCAACUGGGACCUGUCUGUCAACAUCACAGAUGGCAAUGGCUCAGGUAUUCAAGAAAUCUCAAUCCAGAAAGGCAAUGGAAACUUUUCCCAAGACGCUGUGGUAGAUGGGGGUGUAAUUGUGGUGAUGGGUCUCUACAGUGCCUCCUGUUGCUCCCCAGAUGUAACUGUGUCUGCUGUUGAUAAAGAAGGAAAUGUGGGUAAAUGCAUCUUCACUGUUGAAAAGAGUGGAGGUGCUAGGGUCAGUCUAUCAGUACCACUAGGGGCCUGUCUGCUGGCUUUAGCCCUGAGUGUACUUUAUGAUAUUUUCCCCCUUCUAUAA
Electrophorus electricus (electric eel) is the source of this 2787-nucleotide messenger RNA. It is a transcript of the gene vwa11, whose product is annotated as von Willebrand factor A domain containing 11. The record is from RefSeq and is a predicted model, not a curated record. Lineage: Eukaryota; Metazoa; Chordata; Actinopteri; Gymnotiformes; Gymnotidae.